AUGUCUACCGCGUCAGGCAGUGCCAACACAAACACAAACGCAAACGCGUCGAAAUCACUCAGUCAGAGUCAGAGUGGACAGCAGCCACAGGGACAAGGAAGUAGGAGAUGGACGCAUUUCCAUUCUGCGUUACAGCUUGCGAUUCAGAGGGCGUCACAUAAGUGGACAUACGAGGAUUUCUCGGAGUGCUUUGAACUUUGGUGUAAGGAAGAGCCUGAUGGCGCGUCAGGCGUGUAUAAUACCAUUUCGUUGCAUAUGGAGAGACUCAUCACCGAUGCAUGUGAAGAACUCUUCGAACGAUACAACGCACGCGAGAACAUUGACAAACUCCACGCCGUCGUAACAGAAGCACGAGAGCGAAAACAGGCUGGUUUACCGCCUGGUCCAGAUACUUGGAAACCGAACCUUGAACCAAGGACCGCUGUGCGUGCGCGUACGAUUCCGAUAUUGCAAAGGGAGAAGGCGGCGUUGGAGAAGAAGUUGGGUGCGAUGGAGGAAGAGAACUUGGAACUACAAAGAGAGAUCAUUGAUAAUGUCGAUGCGAUGAAGAGGAAUGUCGAUGAGGAGCAGCGACAGUAUGAUUUCCUAGACGAGCUGGACAAACGAUGGCACUCGUUGCCAAUUGAAGACAUGCAGGAGCUGGCACUUCGAAAUGCAGAAACGCUGGCGUCGCAGACGGCCUCAGCGUCAUAG
Messenger RNA from Fomitiporia mediterranea MF3/22, 693 nucleotides. RefSeq lists its product as uncharacterized. The record is from RefSeq and is a predicted model, not a curated record. Gene Ontology annotation, cellular component: MIS12/MIND type complex. The coding region runs from base 1 to 693 and encodes 230 amino acids. Gene Ontology annotation, biological process: chromosome segregation. The transcript is spliced from 5 exons. NCBI's taxonomy places the organism in Eukaryota, Fungi, Basidiomycota, Agaricomycetes, Hymenochaetales, Hymenochaetaceae.